This is a messenger RNA of Doryrhamphus excisus (bluestripe pipefish), 3895 nucleotides long. It is a transcript of the gene tmem39a, whose product is annotated as transmembrane protein 39A. Gene Ontology annotation, biological process: negative regulation of autophagosome maturation; negative regulation of autophagosome assembly. Gene Ontology annotation, cellular component: endoplasmic reticulum membrane. NCBI's taxonomy places the organism in Eukaryota, Metazoa, Chordata, Actinopteri, Syngnathiformes, Syngnathidae. The record is from RefSeq and is a predicted model, not a curated record.
CGCGUCGAUGACGUCACAACACGGAGGUGCGGGCUUGCCACGUCGGUCUCUCUGAAAUGCAUUUACACAGUAGCACCUCGCAGCCUUGGGUGAACUUUUAAAGACGCUUUUUCUUUGAACACGGACUGGAAGCGACGUCACCAGCGUCUUCGGAACCGUCGUAGCUCAUCUCCACGGCGCUGCAGUCGGUCUUAUUGUAGCUAGGAGGCGGAGGAAUGAUCGGUUCCGUCUGGACUCGUCCGGCUGGAAGCCACACAACUGACUGAUGCAUCCUCGUUCACUUCACCCUCCCGUAUGUUGUUGGCUUCAGCGUAUAUGGUCACUCAUUAAGGAGCAAGGGGGAGUCCCAGCGUCCAGGGUUGCCACGGUAACAGGCGACCAUGCCAGGGGGUCGCAGGGGUCCCAGCAGACAGCAGUUAAGCCGUUCUGCCCUGCCCUCCCUGCAGACUCUGGUUGGAGGCAAUGUGGGCAAUGGUACAGGCUUCAGGAGCAGGAACAGUAACUCCUCCGGUCUGUCUGCACCACCUAUCUCGUCACUCAUAACGCCAGAGCCCGUCCGUCACUCAAGAAUUCCUGAGCUCCCGUUGGACAGUAGCCUGUUGUUUGAGUUUCUCCUCUUUCUUUAUUUACUGGUGGCCUUGUUUGUCCAGUACAUCAACAUCUACAAGACAGUAUGGUGGUACCCAUACAACCACCCACCUGCCUCUACCUCACUUAACUUCCAUCUAAUGGACUACCACCUGGCUAUCUUCAUAACAGUCAUGUUGGCCAGGAGGCUUGUUUGGACUAUAGUUUCAGAGGUGUCUCAGAGCAGCGGCGGGUCUCUCGUCCGCUAUGUGGUUCUGAUUGCAGCGAGACUCUGUCUUCUCACUAUGUGUGGCUGGGUUCUCUGUUGGACACUGGUCAACCUCUGCAAGAACCACUCGGUUCUCAACCUCCUCUUUCUAGGAUACCCGUUUGGCGUAUAUGUCCCACUUUGCUGUUUCCACCAGGAGGGACCAAAGAGCCAAACUUCACCGGCUGACUGUGAUUACUCAGCCGAUCACCAGCAGACGGAUUUAACAGAAACUGCAUUUUUUCGGCCCCGGGACUUCCUUUUCCUGUUACGGGAGAACCUCAAAGAACAGUUUUCUACAGCCCCGCACAUGCCCACACACACAUGCCCACCACACACGCACAGUCACACACCCGAGCGGAUUCGGUCGGAAGUGGAGGAGCUAAAGAGCGACUUCAAUCGUCGAAUCAAAGAAGUGCUGUUCAACUCGCUGUUCAGUGCUUAUUACGUUGCCUUUUUGCCGCUCUGCUUUGUAAAGAGCACCCAAUACUAUGACAUGUGCUGGUCAUGUGAGCAUCUGAUCAUGGUGUGGAUCAAUGCCUUUGUGAUGCUGAUGAGUCAACUGCUGCCCCCCAGCUACUGCGACCUGCUCCAUCGUUCGGCGGCUCACCUGGGGCGAUGGCAGAAGCUGGAGCAUGGCUCAUACAGUAAUACACCUCAACAUGUGUGGUCAGACAGUGCAGUUUGGCCUCAGGGUGUGUUGGUACGACAUAGUCGCUCUCUAUACAAAGCAGUUGGACCAUAUAAUGUUGCUAUGCCCUCCGAUGUUUCACAUGCAAGGUUUUAUUUUCUGUUCCACAAGCCGUUGCGGAUCCUGAACAUGCUGAUUGGGAUCGAGUCCAGCGUGGUUCUGUACCAGUUAUACUCUCUGUUGCGGUCCGAGCGCUGGAACCACACUCUCUCUCUAGGCCUUAUUCUCUUCUGCAAUUACUAUGUCCUUUUCAAGCUGCUCAGAGACCGCAUAGUGCUGGGCAAAGCCUACUCCUACCCUCUGUCUGGUAGUUUGGGCUUAAAGUCACAAUAAAGAUGUAUUCAGUUUGGGAGACCAGAGGGAUGCUCAGCGCUCACAAUUGGAAGUUAAGGGACAGGACUUUGAACUCAUAAUCGUGUUUUGAUACGGUUCUAUUUUUAAUGCAAUGUUUAUAUAAACCUAUUUAAAAAAAAAUAUUUUAUUUUGUAUACUAUUUCAAGUCACGCCGGGCAUUAUUACCACACUGAUGACAUGACCAUGUUGCGUUAUGUUGUUGCUAGAAGAGGAGGAAUGUUUCAUCAAAUAUGUAAUGGUGCAAGUGGCCAAGCAACCACAUAGCCAACAGGACCUCCUGACAACCUUUGGUUAAUGUCUAAAUUUGCCCACCAUUGACCUAAAAAUCUACAACAACCCUGAGGCUUUAUUUUUAAACUCAAUUGAAGGAUGCAACUUUUCACAAUGAAAAGUCCCAACAUUUGGGGAUGUUGUUGGUGUGACAGAUGAGCAAGUCAACAGCGCACUCGCAUGUCGAUUUACAGUACAUGUUCAGUUGAGACCUGAGGCCAGGAAGUAUGAGAACGGUACCAGCAGAGACUCCUAAACCCCAGAAAGAUUCAACUGUAUGAACUUAGCAUUAGUGGUGUGUUUUUCAGUCAAGGUGCUAAGCUGUUGCUAUUGAGCGAACAUCCACAGGAGCAAUGUCGCUAGAUAUGGUACUUCUUCACUGCCUCGACAAUAAAUGCUGCACGUUCUUCCUUAUUUCAUUUGCAAACAGCAUGUGCUUGUUUGUCAUCAUGGGGUGGGUGUCUUCACCCUGGCGCACUGCGUUUCUCCUUAUUUAUGCUGCUUAAGGUCUCUGUAUAGUUUCGGCCCAUCUGUCUGUGGUGCCUAAAAAUGUGGCCAAGAGUCUAUAAACAGUUCGAACCACCCAUUGCUUACAUUUUGAAUGUCAUUCUCAAAAGAUGCUUUAUUAUAUGGGUGUGAAAUGCAUGGCUGAGGUGAGCCUUGUGUGCCUGUUGUUAGUAAUUAAUGGAUUCUCUGCAGAAUGCGUCUCCAGGUCACCUUGGAUGCUUGCCUUUGACUAAGUCAGACUCUUUAUGCUCCCUCCUGCCUUAAGUAGUUCCCUCUGACUUGUGCCUCUUGUUGAAUCUAGUCUGAAUAUGUCGCAUUUAUUUUGCAUCGUAAAAAUACAUUGAAAAGGAGACAAACAUCAAUCCACUGGUUAUCCCAAUAUCUUCUGUCAAGCCCCCACUGGAGGACAAGAUUCUCUAUUCUGUUUUUUUUUAAGAAAGUGAUAUCUACUUAUUUGUACUGUACUCAAAACUGAAACCAGCAAAAAGCAACAAAAUUGAGUGCAGUGGAGCAUACAAACAUCAAAUUCGUACAUGUUGGCAGGUGUGCACUAACAUUGAAUGUCCUUCCUGCCACCCACCCACCAGACAUGCCCUCCCCACUAUUUGAACAGCACUUGGGUUUAGCUGAGGAAUCUAAGUUGAGCUGGUGGGUGGCUAUUUGUGCCUUUUUGCGGACAAGCUUUCAAUCAGCAACGUUGUGUGUACAGUAAUGCGGUGUUAGUCUUAGCCUGCAUGGACUAGAAUGCCCCACUUGGGGGCGCUGUUGACCCGAAUGGAAUUAAGUCACACAUCCAAACAUGCGCUUAUCUUGGAGACCAUGGCAGCAAAACAACGUGUGUGGUGUUAUGUGCUUGCUCAUAUGAUAUCAACCCUGCUUUUGUUGUGUUGGUAACCCCCCCAAAAUUAAUUAAUCCCCAAUGUUGAGUAUUAUUUUGACAUUUUGGAAGAUGUUCAUUGAGUAACCUUUUGACACCAUUCCUUUUGAGUCUUGUAGCAUCCAUGAAAUGAAACUCAAACUAAAGCUGUCUCAGAGUCACAUUGAGUUAAUUUUUUUCUAUGCGUUCAUAGAAAAUGCAGCAUGCAUUCGUUCAAUCUGUUGUGGAUCACAUCCGAGCUGCAGAAGUUAAAAAAAAAAAAAAAAAAGAGCUGGUCCUCAUAUUUCGGCUUUUUACAGUAUUGGUUUCUCUCACCGCAUUUAUGAAAAUGAUUUGUUUUUUUGGCAUCUGAAAUAAAAAC